AUGCCCAAGUACACCCUCUACCAGCUCGUAGGCGACGCAGAGAAACCGGAUGGCCGUGCAUUGUCGCCACACGUUUGGAAGAGCAAGCUUGACCUUGCGUUUUUUGAGCAGGAGGUGAAGAAGGUCGGCAAGACGUUUCCUCAGAUCCGGGGAGAGCUUGCAGAGUCUACCAAGAAUCCUGCUGUCACAGUGCCGACUAUCGUAGAUGAGGACGAUACCAUCAUUACCGACUCUUGGAAAGUCGCCGAAUACCUUGAAGCAAAGCAUGGUACGCCGGAGAAAUCACUUUUUGGAGGUAAAGCCGGGAAAGAGUUUGCCAAGUUUAUCGAGAUUUGGAGCAACACCACCCUGGCGAACGAGCUACGUCCUCUCAUUGCUCCCGCCAUCUACGAACAUUUUGACGCCCCCUCCCGCGCCUAUUUCCUCAAAUCCAAAUGGCAAAACGACCCCUCCCUCUUCUCCGCCCACCAAACCAAAUUCUCCUCCCCCUCCGUCCUCGACGCCCAACUAGCCUCCGCCCGUAAUCGCCUCACCGUCAUUGAAGCGCUCCUCGGGUACAAGAAGGAAAAGGACGAGCCGCUGUGGUUGACGGGGAAGCCGUCGCAUGCGGAUUUUGCGCUGUUUGGGUGGUUUGCGGUGAGUCGGGUGAAUGGGAGUGUGGAGAAGGGGGUCUGGAGGCAUGAGGAGAAUCCGUUGGUGGGGGAGUGGUUGGAUUUGGUGCUGGGGAGUGGGUUGGUUGAUAAGAGUCAGCUGGAUUGA
Molecule: messenger RNA, 759 nt
Organism: Cryptococcus wingfieldii CBS 7118
Lineage: Eukaryota; Fungi; Basidiomycota; Tremellomycetes; Tremellales; Cryptococcaceae
Exons: 4
Coding region: 1-759 (252 amino acids)
Source: RefSeq, a predicted model, not a curated record